AUGGCUGCGCAUCCGCAUGUCACCGAGACGCGCAUGACGGCGUGGAACUGGCCGAAGCACGUCAACUGGCUCAAUGUCUUCAUGACCGUCCUGAUUCCGCUGGCUGGCUGCGUCGCUGCUUUCUACGUCCCGCUGCAACUGAAGACAGCCAUCUUCGCCUAUGUGUACUGUACGUCACUCUCACUUGCUACCCGCUUCCAUGCCAGGACUUCGUCCGCUUCGUCGUCCUCUUCGAGCAGCAUUGCUGACCGUUCACCCCCCACACUCGCAGACUUCUUCACUGGCCUCUCCAUCACAGCCGGCUAUCACCGCCUAUGGUCGCACACGUCCUACUCGGCCGCGGUGCCGCUGCGCAUCUUCCUGGCGGCGUUCGGCGCCGGCGCCAUCGAGGGGUCUAUCCGCUGGUGGAGCCGCGAUCACCGCGCCCAUCAUCGGUAUACCGACACCGAUAAGGAUCCGUAUUCGGUGAGGAAGGGGCUGUGGUAUAGUCAUAUGGGCUGGAUCCUCAUGAAGCAAAACCCCCGCCGGAUCGGCCGCACCGACAUCUCGGACCUCAACGCCGACCCCAUCGUCAUCUUCCAGCACCGGCACUACGUCAAGUGCGCGCUGGCCAUGGGCGUCGUCUUCCCCGGGCUGGCCGCGUGGCUGCUGUGGGACGACCUCCGGGGGGGCAUCGUGUAUGCGGGCAUCUUGCGCGUCUUCUUCGUGCAGCAGGCGACGUUUUGCAUCAACAGCCUCGCGCACUGGAUCGGCGAGCAGCCCUUCGACGACCGCAACAGCCCGCGCGAUCACUGGAUCACCGCGCUGGCGACCCUGGGCGAGGGCUAUCACAACUUUCAUCAUGAGUUCCCGAGUGAUUAUCGGAACGCGAUCGAAUGGUGGCAAUACGACCCGACCAAGUGGUCCAUCUGGCUGUGGAAGCAGGCCGGGCUCGCGCACGACCUCAAGCAGUUCCGCGCCAACGAGAUCGAAAAGGGGCGGCUGCAGAUGGACCAGAAGCGGCUGGACCGCAAGCGCGCCGCGCUCGACUGGGGCGUGCCCCUCGACCGGCUGCCCGUCAUCGCCUGGGACGAAUACGUCGCGCAGGCCAAGAAUGAGGAAGGUCGCGCGUGGAUCGCCGUCGCCGGCGUCGUGCACGACGUGUCCGACUUCGUUGCCGAGCAUCCCGGCGGGAGGGCGCUGAUCCGCGGCGCCGUGGGCAAGGAUGCGACGGCCAUGUUUAACGGUGGGGUGUACGAUCAUAGCAAUGCGGCGCAUAAUUUGCUGAGUACGAUGAGGGUGGGGGUUAUUCGGGGAGGUAUGGAAGUCGAGCUGUGGAAGCGCCAACAGAAGAAGGACGGGGCGGGCGGCGAAUACGUCAAGGAUUCGUACGGGAACCGCGUCGUGCGUGCGGAUGACCAGCCGACGAGGAGGCGGGCGCCGCAGGUUGUGGCUGCAGCGUAA
Molecule: messenger RNA, 1443 nt
Organism: Diplodia corticola
Lineage: Eukaryota; Fungi; Ascomycota; Dothideomycetes; Botryosphaeriales; Botryosphaeriaceae
Product: acyl-desaturase
Exons: 5
Coding region: 1-1443 (480 amino acids)
Biological process (GO): unsaturated fatty acid biosynthetic process
Cellular component (GO): endoplasmic reticulum membrane
Molecular function (GO): heme binding; iron ion binding; stearoyl-CoA 9-desaturase activity
Source: RefSeq, a predicted model, not a curated record